AUGCGAUGUAUUCUCAAAUUUUUCAUACUUAUUUUUGUACCGCAAGGUUUGUUUUUUUUGUAUAUAUUUGUUAAAAUAAGAUCUCUAUUUCAGUUAGUGUAUGCGAUGAAAUUUCUCGAUUUUUUUCAACGUCAGUUUUUGAACGGUUACAGCCGGAUGUCAUAAGGAUAUCUUUAAAUAAAUUAGGUAAAUUUUUCCAUUUUUCAACACAAUUUCAACGGUUUUUUUCUUUCAGAUUUGAAUAUUGUUGCAACUUUAAAAACCGAAUCACAAAGUUUAUAGUGGAAAUUUUAUUGUCAGAACGGCCACGGAGACAAUAAAAACACGAGAGAAGCGAGUAUUUGGCUUCUUUUUCAGGUUGGUUUUUUUUUUUUUUGCAAGUAUUUAUGCUCCAAAAUUGGGACAUAAAAUCUGAAAAGCUUCUGGAACUAAUACUCCGGUUCCAGGACUCAAUGAAGACAUUUAAUUUAACAUCACAUGUCCCUCCAAACCCCUCAAAAACUUUUAAAGACAGUUUUUCGUCUUUCAGAAAGUUUACCCGGCCGUGGAUCUCUGUCCGAAAUUGCUGAAGAUGCGUUCAUUGGGUCGUUACUCCUUCCCGAAGAUACUUUAUACUUGGACCCUUACAAUUGGCAUUUCCCAACUAAAGAAAGGUAAAACCGCUCUACUUUUGAAAUAUAUAAUCUGUUUUCAGUAACAAGAUUAUCGCCUAUUUUGAUUCUGACAUCACCAGGAACACAAAUAGAUCCCUGGGAUACAUUGACAAAUCGACGGUCAGAUUUUAGAAAUGGUUUUUAUGCUUGGAAAAUGCUAAAAAAAACAUUCUGAAAUCAGUUAUUUUGCUUUUUAUGGAACAUUAAAGAUGAGUGUUUCUCAAAAAGUAGAACAUUUCUUUUUUUAGUGAAAUUUUCACGUUACCCUGGAAUUUAAAACGCGCAAGUAGUUCAUUCGCGCUCGCUCCUGGAAACUGAAAAAUCUCAUUGAUACUCAGGAACUUCAGAGUGACCCCUAUAGGGGACUAGUUAAUCGAUAGAUGUUAUGAACUCUAAGCGAAGAAGCAUUUUUAUGGAAAAACUGAAUAAAGAAGCGUUUUUUAAAUUAAACUUGAAAGGCUCUAUAAAGGCACUUGAACUUUGAGGGUUAAAGGCUCAGACCCUAAACCCAUAUAAGGACUACUUCAAUUUUACUCCUAUAGGAAUCAAUUUUUUGACCCUCAUAAGGGUUUUUUUUCCUCCAUGAACCUUAUAGAAACCACCCUGGAAUUCCUAGGUAGGGGCAAUUUUCGUAAACAUCAGCAUAAAUUUUUGCGUUUUUCGAGUGAGAACUGAUAGAUAUUUUUCAAAUCACGGUCAAAAAAGUUUUUAAAUGUUCAGAAUUCUCCACAAAGACCGAACCCAUUCCUGUCCUACCAAAGACAGAAAAGAGAUGUCUCAUACGCCGUGAAAGAUGUCGAGAAAAACCGCUGCGAAUUGAAAAUCGUCGCAGAUUACACGUUUUUCAAAGUGGUCGGAAAGCAGAGCAAAGCCAUCACAAUCAAAUAUUUGGUAUUCUUUCCAUAAUUGUAUGAAAAAUUCGGUUAUUUUGAGGUCAAUACAAUCGCCAGGGUGAAUGAAAUUUAUACCUCGGUCAAUUGGGACGAAGGAUUUGAGCAUGAACUGGAGAAUAGACAAAGGGGAAGGUUAGUUUUUUAAAUUUAAAUUUUGAAAGUUGUAAAAUUUUUUUCAGAUUACGAAAUAUCGGCUUUUCUAUCAAGGAAAUCGCUGUUCUUGAGAAACCUAGCCCAAAUAGGCAUCACUACAACUACCACUCUGAGGAUGAUAAAUGGAACAGUAAAAAGCUUCUUGAGGUUUGGAUGUUAUGAAAAAGUGCUCGCAUUAUUUGAAGUACAGAAAAAGCUUCUGAACGACUAUUUUUCGCAAUUUUCUUAAGAAAAAUGGGAGUUGAAACUACAAAUUUCACCCCGCUCAAGUUGGAGUUAGGAAAUUGGCUUUUAAACCUCCGUUUUCUGGAAGAUCAUGAAAAACCCUCGAUUUUUCAAACUAAAUAUGAAUGAACUAUUUUUACUUCAAAAAUUAAAAAAAUCUCUAAACCUUUCAGGCUUUUUCAUUCGAAGAAGGCUCCUCGAACUUCUGCCUAGUUAUGCUGGUCACCGCGAGAAACUUCGAAGAAUCGGAAGUUUUGGGCCUUGCCUACGUUGCAAGACCUCCUCAAGAUGGUAGCGAUGUCCCUGGCGGCUUGUGCUCCACGGAAAACAACGUUUGAUCAAAAUGAAGUUAAUACUUUUUUUCUCGGGUUUCCAGGUCAACAAUCGUUAUGUUCCUGUGAACACUCUAUUCACCACGGCUCUUUUGAGCAACGGAGAAAACGGUAUCACGCAAGGAACAGACAUUAUUGUGGCUCACGGUAAGAGGAAAUUUUUUCUUUAAGGUCUUGAAACACUGGGGUGAAACUUAGUUUUGGAAAAAAUCUGUUAUUUUAGGUUUUUUGACAAUCCCUGAUUCCUAAACCCCUGAACUUUUCAUGAUUUUGCUCCAGUUAUGAUCCCUGAAGUUCCAAAAUAACGCAUAAAUUCAGGGUGUUUGAUAUUUUUGACCUUUAUAAAGCGACGAAAAAUGAAAGGGUAAAAAUUUUUUCUCUUUUGAAUCAGAAAACUUCAAGUCAUUUUUUUCGCAAAUUUUGAAUUAUUUUUCGCUUCUAUUUUAAAGCUCGUUCUUGACUGGCUCAUAACGUAUAACUUUCAUUCAAAUUAAGGCAAUAAAAAAAAUCGGCUUGCGAAUUGAAUACUUAAAGUAGGUCCUUGCGCGCAAGUAAUUUCAGGUCGGGUGUGGGGAAAAUCCACUUCCCUCGUUGAGCUUUUUGAAAUGACGUCAUACGCUUUAUAUAAAUUGUCUUGAAAAUAAUUACUGUUGGAGAUUAGCUAGAUCAUUUCCCUUUUUUCGGGGCCAAAUGAUUAAACUUUUCCUUUUUCUUUUGCAAAAACCGGAAUUUUUCAGAAUUUGGUCAUGCUUUCGGUGCUCCACACGAUCCCGAGCCGACAGAAGGAAGAGGAGAAGAAAAUGACAACUGUUUUCCAUCUUUCAAAGAGGGCGGUUCUUAUAUCAUGCACCGCUAUGCUCAGGCCGGCUACGAUCGCAAUAAUUAUGUCAGUUGAAAUUUUUUCUUUUUCAUGAAAAAAAGUAUAUUCCAGCUUUUCUCUCCGUGUUCACGCAAAGUGAUUCGAACGCUGCUGGGACAGAGAUUCGAAACGUGCUUCACUAAGGAGAAAACAUCAGAUUGUGGAAAUGGAGUCAUCGAGGACAGUGAGCAGUGUGAUAAUGGAGACAAUGAGGCUUUGCUUCAUACUCAAGGAGGUGAUAAACUAUUUUUAAAACUUAUUUUUUGAAACAGCAAAGCUAUUUAAGUACUUUUCCCAAACGUAUUCCUUUUACUCAAAUUUGAAAUUCUUCCGCAUCGACAUUUUGGAGAAUACUCGCGGGACUUAAACUUAUUUCUCAGGCGCCAGAUGUUGUGACAAGUUCUGUCAACUAGCAGUCGGUGCAGUGUGUUCCCCCAAUAACCACGCUUGCUGUUCGGAUCAAUGCCAAUUUCUCAAUAAUACGCACGUUUGCCUACCAGGAGACACUUUCCACUGCAAGGGUGAUUCUCAUUGCUCGUGAGUUUUUUCUUACAGAAUUUAUUUGGAGACCUUAAAAAGACAUCCCAUCAAGAAAAUAAAAAAAGUUCAUUCACUGGGGCCCAUGCGAUCGAUUGAGAUGCUCAAAUUCAAAAACUGAACUUUUUUGUCAUGGAUGACUCUUGAAAUCAAUAUUUGUUCCUUUAAAGAUUCCCAUUUUUCAGUUAGGCGAACAUUUUCAAAUCUGCAUCAUAUCAUUAAUUUUUGAAAUGUUUUCAUAGCUCUCGAAUUUUCAGAGGAAUCUCAGGAGAGUGUCCUGAACCGCCACCAGUUAAGAACGGCCUGCCCUGCUUCGAUAAAGGAGAAUGCCAAAAAGGCGUUUGUGUUCCGUAUUGUGAAAAAAAUCGGCAAGAUGAGCUGCAUUUGUGAAAAAAAUGUAUGUUUAAAUAAUAUUCUGAUCUAAAGAGAUUUAAAAAAAUUAAAUUUUUUUAAAAAAUUGAUAAAGGUUCUUCAAGACAUCUUGACAUUGUAUCAGUCUGAGAAUGCACUUUUCCUUUUUUUUCCAUCACUUUUUUGAUUUGAAAAAGGAAUAUUUUGUCUAUUCCAGUGGAAGAUUCGUGUCACCGGUGCUGCAGAAGUUCCAGUAACGAAACCUGCGUAAUUGAGCCUUCUGGGGGGCUUCUGCGGGAUGGGACCAACUGUUUGCAGGGCUUUUGUAAAAACGUGAGUUUCCAUCAAAAUACACUUUGAAAUUCAAAAUUUCAGAGCAUUUGUGUGAAUAAAGUGACGGACAAUGUGAUAAACUACGUCACCAGUUUGAAGGAUAGCCAGCGGUUAUGUUAGUUUUCUCUAUUGAUUACUUUUUUUAUAGAUGUUUCAAAUAAAAAAAUAUCAACUGAAUAGAAAGUGAAAAGUUGCAACCGACCUUCAGCGAUUCGCGCUUCUUUCAUUUUUAUUAAAGCCCGUUUUUUUAAGAUGAGCAUUCUUCUAUCACGAAAAUCUGUUUACAUAUUUUAGUAAUUCCAAAUAUGGUAGUAAAUGAGUCAUGAGAGCCUUUGAAAAUACAAAACCUUUCCAAUUUCAUUCUUAUUUUGUUUUAAAAUUUAAUUUUUGAGGGACCUUCUUCAAAAACAAUAUUGUCCUGUUCCUCGUAUUUAUUGUCACGGUUUUUCUGGAUACCCGUCAGCUACUGUGUCUGCAAACAUGUGAGUACACUUAAAUCAAAUAUUUUCCAUAAUUCUUUUUUUAUUUCAGGACAGCAAGGAGAAGAAAAUGAGCAAGAAAAAGCUGAAAAACGUGGUUGUGGCCAGUGACCUCGUCAAACAAGAAUCUAUUAUUAUUUGAUUUUAUUUUAAAUGCUUUUCAGUUACUUCACCACAAGCUGGGGAAAAAUGUCUAAGAUACGAAUUUCUCUUUCAAAAAAUAUAUUUUUGCUAGCUAAUCAUGAAAAAAUAAAUCAGUUUCAGUAAUUCAUUCAUUCAGACCUUUCCCAGAAUCAAUUGGAUCAUUGUUAUAUUGUUAUUUUUUUAUCUAUUGCUCAUUAUCUGAUGCCUUCUCACAAAAAAAGUUCUGCUCAUUUUCGAAUCUCUUUCUCAUUUUUUUCCAGCUUUUACUUAACCGGUGAUCUUGUUUCUAUGAAAAAAAUGCUUUAGCGUAUUUUAAAUUCAACGAAUCUUUGUUAAAAAAAGUCUAAUAAGGGUCUUAAUUAUAUUGUCAAGCAAAAAGAAACUAAGGUUUGUGAUCGGAUUUUUUUCUGAUGUUGUGAAGUGCCUCAAAUUGAAUUUCAGUGAAAGUAAAUGAUUUUAUUGUUUUUUUCUUGCAUUUCAACAUGUUCCAAGUUAUGGGGCACGCGAUUUUUUUGAUUUGGAAAAAAAGUAUUUGCCGAAAUAUUUUAUUUGGGUGUAUUUUUUUAUUUAAAAAUAAGGUACGGGAUGUUAGAAAUUCUCUACUGUUGUUUUAAUGUCGUAGAAGUCAAUUUAAGUAAUAUUUUCGAUAUAAAAUGCAUAGGAAACCGCGGGACACAGCUCCUUUUCGAAAGCUUCCCGCCUUGUUUGCUCCACGGCGAAUUUCACAGCUCUCCGUUGUUUUUGUUGUUUUUCUGCGUUGUUUAUAUUUUUUCAGUACACAAAUUGCGUGAGCAACGCCAGUGACGUCAGUGAAAACGUGUGGGGAACAUUUCAUCGAUUGAUUUCGGUUCCGUUGCGUGUUGCCAUUGCCGCUCCAGUGAUCAUUUGCCUUAAUGAUUCUCACUGGCUAGUGGAACAGUUCUUCUCUUUUUUCUUUCAUAUUGAAUUCAUGAGUUUUUUCCUUGAAGAUCUGAUUCAUGUGAAAAUUAUCAAGGAUUUUGAAAAUUUCCUUUAUUUUGCUUGCGGAAACGAAUUUGAUCUGGAUUUUUGACAUUUUUUGUGAUAAAACUUAUUGAUAUCUUCUUAGUAGUUGCUACUGUUUAAUGAAACUUUUCGGCUUCUUUUGAGAAAAAAAAAAGUCAAGAAAAACAAAAUUCGUACCAAUAAAGUUCAAUCAUGAGCAGCCUUGUAUAUAUUUUCACCUCUUUUUUGAAAACGGUUUCUUUCUUAGCUAUUAUUUUGACCGAAAAAGGGACUUUGAAAAAAAUCAUGUACCCUAUUUGCCAAAUAGAAAUAAUCACUCAGUCAUGAAAAAAAUAUUUUUUUACACGCUUUUUUUUCGAAAAUUUGUUUGGCACACAGAAAACCUUCGUUGGGGUAAUGUUAUAAAUUUUUCUCUUCCGUCACAUUUUUUUUUACCAAGAUUCCAGAAACACCGGUGCGUAAUGUUUUCCAAUUCGCUUGCCUUCCACCUUCAGAAAAUAAAAAAACCUUCAAACAUCUUGAUUUCCUUCCCUUUUACUCUUGAACCUCUCAAGUUUCAACUCGCGUGACUCAUUGCUCGUUUUGAAAUUUAAAGUGUAAAACGUUAAACUGAGUGCGACGCUUCGUUUUGACUCAGAGCACCACUAAAAAUAUUGAUCUUAGAAGAUUUCCUACCAAGCGGUCGUGGCUGGCUCCUGAAGAUGCUGCGGUUAUUUAUCUUUGCUUUUCUGACGAUUGGUGAGUUUUGAAUUAUUUUUUUGAAGGUAAUAAUUUACGAAUUAUUUAGUUUUUCAGGUGGUUUUGAUGCUUUGGUUUUGAAUUUUGUAGGAUCGACGAGUUUUUGAGAAAAGUGAUUUUUAAUCUUACCACGCCCAGAUAAAAUAAAAGUCUUAAAAUUUUUCCAAACUUGAUUUCUUCGAGCUUGUCGUGGUCUAAAUAUUCUGAAUUUUAGUUGGAUUUGCCGCUUCAGCCUACCCAAAUGACACCCUCACUACGACGACGCCCAAAGGUGGAACUUCUAUCGCAGGUAUUUUUUCAGCAAUUAUAUCCAUUUCAUAUUUUUUCUCAAAGAAAUUUUUGAUUUUUCAAUCUUACGCUUUUAGGAACCUUCGUGACGUGCCACACUUCAAUGGAAAAUUGCCUCGAAGCUUGCUACAUGGAAUGUUUCGUGGCGGAUUUUUGCAACGAUGUUCCGGACCGAGUCGCUUGUGCUCCCGGCCUUCCACAGUUUGUUUUAAAUUUGAUCGAUUUAAGUUAUGAACGGAAAUCGGCAUUUUUUUUUCAAAAUUAGCAAAUGUUUCUAGAAAGAUGUAUGAAAUCGGCAACUUUCAGUGAUCCUGUUUAUCUCAAAAACUAUCCGAACACAAAAAAGCUUCAUCUGGUUUAUUUCCUGUUUCAAGAUUCAUUAAAAGGUCUUUACCAUCUUCCAGAAAGUGUAAGUACACAAAAUGAAAAUUUUCACUUAGUCGUCAUUCUCUGGAAACCAAGAAACAUUGAAAAAACUAACAAAAUCCAUCAGAAACUUAUGAAACACCUGAGCAAACAAACCUCGAGCGGCCAGGUAAAACUCCUCUACAUUUUCCGAGGGUCCAAAUAUUGUCACAAUUUGUCAUCGACUAGUUAGCGCCUCUUCUCUCCACCCAGUCUUCAUUUUCCUCUUGCUAUGGAUUCCCCAACUCCUGAGCUGAUUGAGAAUAAAAUAGUCAAAUCUGGAGUCGACUGUCUACUUGAACGGCUUUCUACCGUUCGGAAAGUCUACGAGUGGUCGGAAAACUACGAAUAUGUGUGUUCCGACGUCGACUGGCAGUAAGUUUCAAGCAAAAAAUUCAAUCUUUUUACUGAAACACUCAAUUAGAUUUAAAAACGCAUGGGCAGCUUUACUAAAUUGGGUCUUACCGUGAAAAACCUUUUUUUAACGGUUGUUUGGGCUUCAGAUGUUAUUGAUGUUUCUCAAAGAGGUGAUAAGCGUUCCUUAUUGAGUUAUAUUCAGUCUUUUGGAAAUCUCUUUCUACGAUCCAUUAAUAGGAAUCGGGUGGAAAAACUUCGACUAAAAAAAUAGCCCAAAAUUAGUUUAGCUGGUCUUGUUGCGAAGCGGCUUUUUUUUUGCGGUUCAUUUUUUUUUUUGGAUGCCUAGGAACAUCUGCUAAACUUCUAGCAAUCCAUUUCAAGUUGAAUCAACUUUCUCCCGAUUUUUACCUAAGGAAGAUAUGACCUUUUCUCAGGCUUUGAUAAUCUUUUUGAACAUUUUUUUCCUCAAUUGAUGCUCCAGCUUAAAAACCAGGGAUGACUGUAUAAUCAUGCCAUAUAUACUUUCGAAAUAUUCCCAGAGCUCGCGGAGCAAAACGAUGAGUCAUCGGCUCUUUUUGGCACGCGUGAGGGCAACUCCGCCCCACGCACUCGGAAAAAAUCGGCCCAUCGGCCUAGGAAAACAGAACCACAAUGUAUUUAGUGGUAGUUCGAAAGUUUAUUCAAGCUUUUGACUGGUUUUUCUCUUAAAACUAGCUCGAAACUGUCGCGAAUCUUUUCCGUAAGGCUUCGAAAAAUUGACUCUGAGCAAAAAAAAAAUCUCAUUUAGAAACCUUUUCAAAUUUAGAAUCUAUUUGAAGCAGUAAACCACUUUUAGAUUCCAAAAAUGGUUUUUUAAAGCAGUUUUCUAGAGUUCAAUCUAUAGUUAGAGGUGGUUUUUCGAGGCAAUAUUUUCAUUAGAACUCAUAACUUUCAUAAAUUUUGAUCUGUUACAAAAGAAAAAUCUAAAAAAACGUGAUAAUAUUAUUUUUUUCAAGCUCAACCAGUAAAAGAAAAAAAGAAAAGACCGAGAAAGGAAAAAAAUGACGAAAUGUAACUUCCAAUUACAAUUAUUCGCUUGCUCUCGAGGUCAUUUGCCUGGAUCUUCCUCCCAUUUUCAAGGCUGUGUGUUCCUAUUUGACCAUUUUUGAAAUUUCUCCUUUUUUCUCAAGUUUUCUUUUUGAGAAAGCCGAAAAAAACACCUAGAAGAAAAUAAACUCAUUGGGCUUCAGCCUGCGCAAAUCGAUUUCUGCGGCUCUCCUUUUUGUUGUUCUGUUUUUCCCCCAUUCUGGGGUCUUUUCCAUAUUGAGUCCUGUGAUUUUCUCUGACUUUUCAAAAAAAAAAAACAAGAAGAUCAAUUUUUUAGUUCUCCAAAAAGAACUUCGUUUUAGGCACUCAAAAAAACUCAAAAAAAUCCUUAGUAAUUUCAAUUUAUCUCUUCUUUUUUUACUCGACUUAUCUGUUUCUUGUACUUCAUGAAAGUUCCUGAAGGGAAAUGGACGACGAGAGGCCGAUAUGGGAGUCCAUACUUAUGUUGGAUAUUUACGCCAUCCUGGUUUGGGUAUACGAUCAUCUGCCCUUCGAAAUAAAAAUCCUACAUUUGGUGAAUUUUUUUCCUAUAAAAGGAAAAUUUUUCUGUAAACUUCUACUUUUUUCAAUGACUCAACUUAACUAUAAAUGAACUAUGGUUAAAUCUUGCCAAAUUGAAAUCCGGAGUUGAUAUUUUGGGAUUAUCAGCCGAAGUUUAUUUUUUUUUAUAAGCAACUAAAGUCAAGGAUGAUCAGACUAUAGUUCAAUCUACACAAAAUUGAAUCCGGAGAGAGUCUGUUGAAGUUAUUUUUCUGUAGAAGUUUAUUUUUUUAUAAAUAGCAUAAAUCAGUCGUGACUGGACUAUUAUCCAAUUUUCAUUAAGUUGAAAUCAGGAGUUGAUUUUUGCUAGUUUGGCUUUUUUCAUCAGUUUAAAUCAAUAGAGAUCAAAUUAUAGUUCAUUCUUCACAAAAUUGAAAGUUCAAAGGUUAUUUCUGUAAAAGUUCAAAUUUUCUUUCAAAACUAGCUCAAAAGAUCAAAAAAACAUGUUUCUGAUAUUUUUUUCAAGAUUUUAAAUUUCAUAUUUUUCAGGAUGGUCCUGCUGACGCUGGGUUUUGUGAUCCUCCUGGUGACGUGUUGCGGGUUCAUCUGCUUCUGCACGCCUUGCUGCCUCUGCGCGAUCAUCUACCGACGUCGGCAGGCGCGAAAAAACCGCGCCCAGGCCGAAUACCCCACUCCCACCGCACCUCCUUUGCUCGCCAAAGUUUGAAACAAAAACUUCCCUACAGGUUCUCACACUAAAAAUAUAAGUGUGGGAGAAAUUCUAUCUCAACUUUGAGCUUUAACAUCUAGAGUUUGAAACAGUCAAAUGAUCUUUGUUCUCCGUAUUUGUAAACGCGUAAUCGAACAAAAUUGAGCCUUUCUUUGUGAUUUUUACUUGCCCGAAUUGACAGAAAAUCGAUUAGUUCUCCCGAAAAAUUUUUAUUAAUAGUCCAUUCUUAGUGAUUAGCAAGAAAGUUCAUUUCGAUAGCUGUCUAAUACUUUCUCCCAAGUUACCGUUGAAUGGACUAACUUUUUUCCAAUUUUCCAGAUUCGAAAAUUAUUGAUUUUUUUUCGCUGCAUUUGUUCACUAAAUUUUCUGACACUUUGUAUCUUACUAUACAAAAACUUUCUUUGUUUCUUUCUUUUUUUGCCGGAUCUGUUCAAUAUUAGUUUCGGCGGGUUAUUUGGUUGAAACUUUCCUUUUUUUCCAAUUGUUUUUGUACUUUUCCACCAACCAAAGAUGCAUUCGAUAUUUUGAUCUCUUUUUUUAGAGAUGAAUAAUGAUUUUUCUGCCAAAUACUUGUAUGUAAAUAAAGCUUCAAACGAAGAUUUUGUUCAGAUUUUGAGCAUGUUUUUGAAGAAAAAAAGGUUUUUGAAUUUUUUAGGUUUUUUCCAGGGCUUCCAUUUUUUUCUGUUUGAAAGCAAUAUUUAGGCCAAAAGUUGCGUGUUGAAGACGAUUUUGACACGACAAUGUCUCUCACCGUAGAAACACCCAUAAAGGGCAAAUGAUCGUGAAAUAUGAAUAACAGGAUUGUAAAAGUGCUCCCACCCCCUCUUCUUCUGGAAGACGCCGUUAAAAUGCACAUAACGUGGCGCGAUCUCCGUGAAUUUGCCACUUUUUUGACAUUCUGUCCUCAAGGUGCAAUUGUUUUUCAUAUACUUUUUGCUGUGGUCUUUUCUCAUGGCUUAAUAUCUUUGAAAACCUUGAAAAUACAGCUCGAAAGUAAUUUUUAAGCAAGUAAACUAUUUUUUUCUUUUGCGAAAGCUUUUAAUUUAAAGUGCAACUCAGUUUAGACUUAAUACAGAAAAAUUCGACAAUUUUAUUUAGGGUUUUGAAUUUUAAGCCGUUCAAAUAAAACUUCGAUUUCGUAUUGAUUUAAAAAGUAGAGGUUUUACAGCGUUUUGAAACGUUAUAACUUGGCCGAAAUUGUCGUAAAAAUGUUUUUAAAAUGGUUUUAGGAUGUUCCAAAGUACGUCUUAAGUGAAUUCCAGCGAACUUUCAAAAAUGUUUUUUCUCAUUUCUCUUGAAAGUUAUCGAAAAGAUCGAAUCGAAGUUCGAAUCCAUUUGGUCUUUUUUCUUGAUGGAACGUUUUCACAACAUCGUAUCGAUCACAAAAUGGAUUAUUUGAUUUGCCGCGAGAAAGCAUUUUUGACUUUCCUUUUCUCAAAAUCGUGUCUAAUUAUAUUUUCCGUCGGGUUUUGAUCAAAUCUCUGAAAAUGACCUGUAUUUGUUAAUGGAAUGUAUAGACAUAAAAGCUGAAAAAAAAAACCAAAAAGCCUUGACAUCAAUUUUAACCGAAUCCAAGAACUUUUCAACUUUUUGGAUCCAUUUUUGACAGUUUCAAGGAGUCUAGAACUAAACGGAUACUCAAGGUCCGUCUCAAAGUGACUUGAAGAUCAUUUUCCUGUUUCAAUUGUCUUCUCAAACAGUUUCUCACAGUUUCAAGGCACUGAUAACGCAACUUUCUUCGAAAUGGAUCAUUUUUAUCCUGGUUAGCACUUGAUUCGCUCGUAAGGAGAUCGACACGGAUUCCCCAAACAAAAGCGUUUUUCGAAUUGGGUUAAGCGGUGGUAGGUCAAACUAGGACAGAUAGGCGGAAUCGGUGGUGGUCGUGUGAGAUUCUUCGCUAGAGGCCGAGACCCUCUCCAAAAAGGUUCGGCCUUCAAUUCGAGAAGUGGCUGGAGGGGCGCCUCGUUCUUUUGAUAACACUAUUGAUUCUGAGGCACCAGGUUUUUUGAACUACUUCUCUCUUUUUUUUCUGCCCCAUCGCACCGACCGCUGGUUCGUUCUCUAAACUUCUCUCUUUCACAGUGAACAUUUGGUUUUUUGUCUUUUUCCUUCGAUUUUGCAUAACCAAACUGGAAAAGUGAAGUUUUUAGAUGGACUGUCUGGUUCAUGAUCCCGACUUGCCGUCUUGUGCAACCGAACCGACGGAAACUUUUCCUGGAAGCUUGGAUUUGAACAAAUCUUCGCCAAAUGAUGUCCUUUGGGCGGUAAGAUUUAGAAAAAAUUAUUUUUUUAAGGUCGAUCUGAGAGAAUCCUCGUAUGGCUUCUUACAAGUAAAGUAUGUUUGAAAGUGAAAAAAGAUCUUCUGCGAUUUUUUUCUGUUGCAAGUUAAUAUUGAUUGCAGUUUGAAUUAUUCUGAAAUAAUAAAUUUUUAAAAGCGCACAGUGUUCGAAUGACUAAAAUCCUUCAUUCAUCAAUAUUUUUUCCAGUUCAUGAGAGCCAGCGGAGCGUUUUUCACGAAUCAAAUUCAAACCCCCGUUAAGGUUAGUGCCGCGUUUUUUGAGAAUGCUAAAAGAUUUAUUUUAGGCAACGCCCAAGCCAAAAGAGUCGUUCUCGCCUACAAAAUGUAAUUUCCAUAUUUUGAACUUUUCAAUCGGCCUUUUUUAGGUUCCGAAGGUGCUGAGGACGUGUUUGAAGAUGAAGUUCUCGCUAAUGAAUUGUUAGAAAUUUCGGUGAGUGUUUUUUGGAUUUUGGAUAGCAUUCUCCACGUAGAUCGUGAAUUGAAAAACAGAAAAUUUCACCAACAUUCACAAAUAAAAUUAUUUGAAAUGUGGUUAUGGGAUUUCGAAAAUAAUCUCAACCAGAAGAUGAUUUGCCUGUUCCAGAAAGCCACCGCGGCCAGAACAGUGAGCAAGAAAAUCCCUCGGCUAGGCUCCCCAGUCAAAGGUUUUUCUUAAUCUUCGAUGUCAUUCAAAAGAAGAAAAAUAACUCUUUUUAGUCUCAAACUUAGCUCGAAUGUUCACUGCCAGAACUGAGGAGCUUAGAAUGCCCAUCGAAUGCGUUUGUCAUUGUUGUUUCGGAAAAAUGGUCGCCGGCCAUCGUACUGUUCUGUACAAAGGCAGCUCGAGGUCUUAUCCUUGCUAUAGGUUGGUUGAGAAGCUUUUUUGUUGGGUAAGAGGUAUUCCAUUCAUGCUCUGGAGGAUUUUGGAAAGUUUUUUGUUGAACAGAGGUUUUUGAAGGCUUCAUAUAUGUCAAGAAGUGUAAAAACUAGAAUUUUAUAUCAUUAUCUCCCGAUAAACAAUUUGUCUCAUAAUUUUGAAGACUCAAGACAGAAAACGGAAAAGAAGAAAUUCAAGGAUUUUCUAUAAAAAAAGUACUUUCUGGUGACUUUUUAAUUGCAUAGAAUCCAGGUUCUUAUAAAGUAAUCCAUUAGAUAUUAAAAAUUUCAAGGCCUUAAAAAAUUAUCGUCGAAAAACUGGAUCUAACUUUCUGAAUUUCCAUUAGACGCUCUGAAAUUCGUAAAAGAAGUUUCGAGAGAAUUUUUCAAAUAGAUCCCUGUUCCAGAUGCACCAGAAAAGGCUGCCAGACCUUCGCGUCAAUGACACAGCUGCAUAAAAAACUCGUGGUAGCAAGAUCCGGAAAUCUGAGGAAAAGAAGAUUUUCCCGAAGUCCGACUCCACAAGAAGAAAUCGAAAUCAAACCGAUCCUUCCAAUCAUGGCGGAAGCCUCCGAUGCAACUUCGUUCAGUACUACUUCACUGCAGCUGAACAUACCUGAGUCGCCUCCAAAAAUGGAGCCGGGCGUGUCGAAGUCGUACCCGAACUUGAGCGCUCUUCUGGGAAGUGCUCCUCCAGCUCCGAAAAACUUCAGAGACAACUUCGCCCCUGUGGACUCGAGGACUCCUCCGACGCAGCAUCUUCUGAUGAUCGCCAAUAAAUAUCAAGGUUUUUGAGAUGAACCUUCCAAAGACUGUUGGUAGAAAGUGAAGAAGUUCCAUAAUUGGAAAUGGAAGACUGGUAGACAAAAAACUGAUCAGCUCAAUCCAAAAGGCUUGGAACUUCUAUAGUCCAUCCACCGAAUUUUUUUUUAGCUUUAGAAAAGUCAGGUCAACGAUUUUUCGGCUUGGAAUGAUUGCUUGCUUUUUUUGUGCAUCUGAAACCCUAAAAAAAUUAAUAAACUUGAAUUAUAAUUGCAAAAACCAGCGCUAUCAAAUUAUAUUAACUUUCCAGCACCCCCUCCUGAACCAAGCAUCUAUGGACCUCUUUGGGAACAAAUCCUGAAGAUCCUGCAAGCUGGCCAAAAAUAA
Caenorhabditis auriculariae is the source of this 14330-nucleotide messenger RNA. The record is from the annotation of a GenBank genome assembly. NCBI's taxonomy places the organism in Eukaryota, Metazoa, Nematoda, Chromadorea, Rhabditida, Rhabditidae.